AUGGUCUUGGUUCCGUCCUUCAAUAAUACUCCAGAAAUCCCGAUGUUGUCGGCCAAUCACGUGUGUGUGGACUUCCCCGUGCCUGACGGCGGCGACGCCUAUGACGUCCUUCUCAUCGAGGGGAGCAUCGGCGAGGUCCUCGUGUCUAAGGAGCUGAGGAUUCGCCUCGUCUCCGUCGGCAGGACUUUCGUGCAGACGGACAAGUACCUGUACGAGGAGGGGCAGUCGGUGAAGUUCCGCGUGCUGAGCGUCGAGGGCGAGAGGGCCGCCAUCUCCUACGAGGACCUGGACGAGGUGUGGGUAACCUCGCCGACGGAGACGCGGCUGGUGCAGUGGCUCAACGUCAGCAACAGCCGCGGCCUCGUGCAGCUCGAGUUCCCGCUGGCCGAGCACGUGCAGGAGUCAUACAUAGGAUCCUAUAUAGGUUUGAUACCCAGUCUCGGUGUACAAUUCCCUUUUUGUGUUCAUCCCGGUUCUGACUGCCCGGCUCUGGUCUUUGCCAGUGCAAGGGACCCGGCGCGGCUUAUCCCAGUACCGGAAGCCCAGAGCGUGAUGGGUAGCAGACGCUUUGAGAAGCUAGACAUCUUGGUCACAGUGAUGAAAAUGUGCAAAGCUUACUUACUUACUUACCCGUCUAUAUUCAGAUUAUAUGAAAAUCUUCAUGUCAUACAUUUUGCAUCAGUCAUGCAUCUUUUCAUGUCAUAUAACGUUUUAGUCAACAUGUUUUCAGCAGUUAUGACUUCAAGGUCGAGCCAUACGUACUACCGAGAUUCGAGGUCACUCUCAACCUUCCACCUUACACGCUUGUCACUCAGACUGACGGUCGAAGUCUGUGCUGAUUACACGUAUGGGCAACCCGUAACAGGCAGUGGUAAUCUCUUUGUGAAGACGCUUAUGUACUAUUAUUACGAAGGCGACCAAAGGGAUGACGCUCUUGUCAUUCCUAUCCCGACCUUCAGCGGGUGCACGGACGUCGAGGUGGACACCAGCCUCAUCGACACAGGGUCCCAUUACGUACACGGCCUUGCUCUGACAGCUGACAUCACCGAGGAAGGCACCGGACACAUGGCCUCAGGCGCCGCGACCCUCAAGCUGGCCUCCCAACGCCUGUCCUUCGCGUGGAUUAGCCGAGGGAAGGAUGCCAAGCCGGGCUUGCCCCUCGAGAUGCAGAUCCAGGCGAGGUUCCCAGACCAAUCAGGAGCCCCAGACGUCGAGGUAACAGCCUGUGUCGAAACCGCGUGUAAAGACUUCGUGACUGACGAGCACGGUGUCUUCACGGUGAUCGUGCCUCCCCACCUCGUGAAACCUCGCGGCAAACUCAAGGUAACUCUCACGAACGAAGACGAUCAACAAGGACACCUUGGCAACCUUCACCCGUCGGUGGGCUACUUCUACUUCGAUGUCUACUACUCUGAGUCGAACUCCAGUCUCUCUCUUGUCAUCCCGACGGACGCUGUCGACUGCACUCCUGGAGGGGACAUUAGCCUGUCUCUGCCGGUGCUCUUCGUGGCCAACAACAUCAACCAGGCUCUGAUGAGACUGCAGGUGAUAUCAAGGAGCCAGGUGAUACUUGUUGAUUCCUUCGUCCAAGACCUGGUGGCUUCGGACUUGCCUCUGGAUGAAGACGCGCUCCUGGAACCCAUGGCGGAUCUUGAAGACGGAUUUGUCAGGGGAUCCUUCUCUGUCCAGCUGGAACUUCCUUACUAUGCGUCGCCUUCUGUCAAUGUUUUGAUCUGUAUUCCACCGCGGCCGGCGAGGUGAUCGCAGCUCUGGCACCGUGAGGUCGGCGCCUGUCUGCCCACCGUCGCCAGCCUGGCAU
Molecule: messenger RNA, 1819 nt
Organism: Penaeus vannamei (Pacific white shrimp)
Lineage: Eukaryota; Metazoa; Arthropoda; Malacostraca; Decapoda; Penaeidae
Source: RefSeq, a predicted model, not a curated record